AUGGUCUCUGUGAGCUGCCAGGACCUGCUGCCCUCCCUGACCAGCUCUUCCCUGCUCGAGAGCUUGGCCAGUGCCCUGCAGUGCAGGAUGCCACCGUCCCUUCUGCCAGGACACGGCGGUGACCGGACAUGUGGCCACCCAGAGGGUUCUGGGCAUGCCGAGCCUGUCCCGCUGUCCAGUGCCAAGGGGGAGCUCCCCAAAGCCCAGCUCACCGAGGCUCAGCUCAGGCUGCCUGAUUUCUACCUCUCCCAGAACUUCAUCCCCACGCUGGAGGAGAUCGAGGAGUUCCUCAGGGAGAAGGCAGAGCUCCCCAGGGAUGAAGCAGGAGAUCCUCACCCCGCGGGGUGGAAGGUGGAGAGCAAAGCUGAGCUCGGCUCUGGGGCACAGCUCAUCCCCAGAGCUCACCAAGGAGGAGGAGGAGGAGGAGGAGGACACGUCCCAAACGCUGUGGGGACAGCUGCUGGUGAGCAGGCAGUGGCUGCUGGCAGCAUUCCCGUGGUCCUGCAGCUCCAGCCUCUCCCGAUGGACAGCGUCACCCCCCCGGCACAGCCUGGGGGUGUCAGGGUGACCCAGCUGCUGAUCAGCCUGCAGGGCCCAAACCUCCCUCAGCUCCAGCCCCCUGGCACCAUCCUGGACCAAAAAUACGUCAGAAUUGCCCCGCUGCCGGUGGCCACGGGGCCGGGGGACGCGCAGGAGGCAGAGGCAGCCCCCAGGUGCCAGCAGGGUCCCCCUGCCCUGCUCCGCAGCCACCGCUGCUCCCACCCGGGCUGUGGCAAGGUUUAUUCCAAGAGUUCUCACCUGAAGGCUCAUUUCCGCCGGCACACGGGGGAGAAACCCUACACCUGUGCCUGGCCCAACUGCGGCUGGAGGUUCUCCCGCUCGGAUGAGCUGUCCCGCCACAAGCGCUCCCACUCCGGGGUCAAGCCCUACCAGUGCACAGCCUGUGAGAAGAAGUUUGCUCGCAGUGACCACUUGGCCAAGCACCUGAAGAUCCACCGGGGCCAGCCCUGCAGCCCACGGACACUUCCAGGGGGCAGCAGGAGUUAA
Cinclus cinclus is the source of this 1047-nucleotide messenger RNA. RefSeq names its product Krueppel-like factor 15. The transcript has 2 exons. Gene Ontology annotation, molecular function: RNA polymerase II cis-regulatory region sequence-specific DNA binding; DNA-binding transcription factor activity, RNA polymerase II-specific. Gene Ontology annotation, biological process: regulation of transcription by RNA polymerase II. Bases 1 to 1047 code for a protein of 348 amino acids. Lineage: Eukaryota; Metazoa; Chordata; Aves; Passeriformes; Cinclidae. The record is from RefSeq and is a predicted model, not a curated record.